AUGUCCCCACAAUCACCCGAAUCAGCUUUCACCUUUCUCGCUCAAGGAGCCGCCAUCCAAGAAUUCAAUGUCGACGGUCAAAACAUAGUCUUGGCAUUUCCCGAAGCCAAAUUCUACAAGUCACACAAUGCCCCUUACUUUGGCGAAACCAUUGGCCGCACCACCAAUCGCGUCAAAGACGCUCAAAUACACAAUCUCAAUGGCAAAACCUAUUCGCUGCAUGCCAACGAUGGUCCCAAUUGCUUGCAUGGCGGUGCGGAAGGAUGGGGCAAGAAAGACUUCGACGGUCCCGUACCAAUCAAUCGAUCGGGGAAAGAGGGGGUGCAGUUCACAUAUCUGAGUAAAGAUGGAGAAGAAGGAUACCCCGGCACCGUGCAAUGCAAGGUCUGGUACACAGCUGGCAAGGAAGAUGGCAAGACGGUUCUCGACGUCGAAUACCAAGUCAAAUUUGUCGGCGACGAGUGCGAGGAGACUGUAGUAGGGGUCACGAACCACAGCUACUUCAACCUCAACCCCACCUCCCCCACCAUCGACGGGCACGCCAUCACCCUCUCAACAGACCAAUACUUAUCCCUCGACUCCAACUCCAUCCCCACCGGAGACAUCACCGCUCACGCCUCCGCCCCGAAACCAAACACCACCUUCUUCCUCGGGCCCUCCUCCCCCUCAUUCGACGACUGCUUCGUCCUGGACCCGCCCAACAUAAUCCCACUCGACACGCGCAACCUGCCGCUGCGGACUCUGGUCCGCAUGUCCCACCCGGCCACGAAGUUGAACCUCGAGAUCUUGAGCACGGAGCCGGCGUUUCAAUUUUACACGGGAGAGCACAUUGAGGUGCCGGAACUGGAGAGUAGCAGCGGGGCGAAGAUUCCGGCCAAGGGACCCAGGGCUGGCAUCGCGGUGGAGCCAUCACGGUACGUGGAUGCGCCGAGGAGCGAGUGGAGGGGACAGUGUCUGCUCAAGAAAGGAGAGGUUUGGGGCGCCAAGAGUCAGUAUAGGGCUUGGAAGGAGUGA
Letharia columbiana is the source of this 1014-nucleotide messenger RNA. RefSeq lists its product as uncharacterized. The record is from RefSeq and is a predicted model, not a curated record. Lineage: Eukaryota; Fungi; Ascomycota; Lecanoromycetes; Lecanorales; Parmeliaceae. Bases 1 to 1014 code for a protein of 337 amino acids. Gene Ontology annotation, biological process: glucose metabolic process; beta-D-galactose catabolic process via UDP-galactose, Leloir pathway. The transcript is spliced from 2 exons. Gene Ontology annotation, molecular function: aldose 1-epimerase activity; carbohydrate binding.